This is a messenger RNA of Ruditapes philippinarum (Manila clam), 406 nucleotides long. Its product is annotated as SUZ domain-containing protein 1-like. The record is from RefSeq and is a predicted model, not a curated record. Lineage: Eukaryota; Metazoa; Mollusca; Bivalvia; Venerida; Veneridae.
GUGCAUUUCACGACAUCUGUCAAAGGUGGCCGAUGAAGAAAAUGGCUGACGAAAACGAUAUUUUGGAAAGUUGGGAGGAGUUAGACGAUAAAGAGGUUCUUGAUAAAAGGUUACAAGAUAUCAAGAUUACACAGCCUGAGAAGAAUGGCACUGAUGAUGGGGUAUCACAGAUGAAGGAGGAAGGGAGUAGAACUCAGUAUACACCUCAGGUUCGAAUCCUUAAAAGAUCUACAGACGACAAUGCCGAAAGUGCCAAAAAUAAUAAAUCAAAAGUUCAGGUACAACCACAGAAAACACUACAGCAGCGUGAGGCGGAAUAUAAAGAGGCGAGGUUGAGGAUUCUGGGAGAAGACUAUUCUGGUGCUGCAGAGAAUUGUAAUAACUCGGCAACAGUCCCUGAAUCCAA